Messenger RNA from Linum tenue, 3165 nucleotides. The record is from the annotation of a GenBank genome assembly. NCBI's taxonomy places the organism in Eukaryota, Viridiplantae, Streptophyta, Magnoliopsida, Malpighiales, Linaceae.
AAAAUUUAAAAAACCAAUUAAAAUAUACGAAAAAGGCUGAAAAAUAGGGGAAAACAGAGCAGAGCACCAACUCCCUCUCCCCCAAAAGGGCAAUUAAUCCCACUCCACCAUCAAUCCCCUUCAACUUCUCUGUCCUUCUGUCACUCCCUCUCUCUCUACUUCUCGAGCGGAAGCAGGGCAGUGUUGAAGAAAAGGUAAAGGUAAAGUGAGCAGAAGAAAGAAAGCCCAAAAAAUCAUCGCCAGUUUCUUUGGCUCCUCCAUGGCCAUGGAUCCUUACGAGACCACCAACUUGCUCCUGUCGAAGAUCAAGACCAUAGACCCAGACAACGCCUCCAAAAUCAUGGGCUACAUCCUCAUACACGACGUGGGCGAGAGGGAGUUGGCCGGUCUCGCUUUCGGCCCGGAGACCUUCCUGCUGGGCGUCAUUGCGAAGGCGAAAACUCACUUGGGACUUUCGCCGAACACCUUGUCUGCUGCAACAGCGCCUUUGACUCCCUCUUCCCCGCUCAAUCCCAUCUCCAGGCCUGUCGUUGUUGGUGGGAGUGGCGGUUUCGGUAACCCUUUUUCCCACUCUUCUUCUCCUCGGCUUCCCGGCCCUGGUGGCGGGCCUUUCGUUGAUUUUGCGAGGAACCCUUCUCCGCAUUCCUGGCCGGUGUCUGGGUUUGCAGCGGCUAACGCUAAUAAUAGCAACAGUAGUGGCGGCGGCGGCGGAAGUAGCAGUAACAGUAACGUUUCGCUCAGUCCCAAGUCCAGUCCUUUCUUGUCUUACGAUAGUAUACGCGCUGGUUCGUUCAAAGGGGCUGCAUUUUCCAAGUGUGGUGGCAAUGGGAGUGGUGAUUCUUCUAGCAUUAGUGCGGAUGCCCUUGAAGAUUAUCCCUUUGACGAGUACCUUUCCUUUCUCGACGAUCCCUCUUCAAGGAAUGACGAAUUUGACCCUGGUCUUCAAUUAGCUGGGUACCCAGAUGUGGGUGCGGAUGCUCAACUCCACAGGAGGAGGUUUUCGGAGAGUGAUGCAUGUCCCAAUACUGAAGAUGGGGCAUUUGGAAUUGGGUAUAGACCAUGUUUGAAUAAUCGUGCUAUGGUUGGUUCACCUAGGGAAAUGGAGAGCCUUUACUUGCAGCAGCAUGAAGGGAUGAUGAGAUUGAAGGCUGCUCAUCAUCAUCAGCAGCAACAGAGAUUAGCAUACAGCAAGUACAUGAACUUCUUGUUGCAGCAGCAGAAUGAUACACAGAGACUGGGAGGAGCUGCAGCAGCUAUGAACAGUGAUGAAUUCCACAAGUUUGGCCGGUUUUGUACAGAAAGAAAUGAAUUUUAUGCAAUGGCCAUGGCUGAGAAAGCAAAUUCGGCUUCUAGACAAAUCUAUUUGACAUUCCCAGCAGAUAGCACCUUCAAAGACGAGGAUGUUUCAAAUUAUUUUAGCACUUUUGGACCAGUUGAAGAUGUGAGGAUCCCGUAUCAGCAGAAGCGAAUGUUCGGAUUUGUUACGUUUGUUCAUUCCGAGACAGUGAAGCUUAUAUUGGCCAGGGGAAACCCUCAUUUUAUCUGUGAUUCGCGUGUGCUUGUCAAGCCAUACAAGGAAAAAGGGAAAGCUGCAACUGAGCACCAAUUACUGGAGAGGGGAAAUUUUUCACCAUGUUCAAGUCCUUCUGGUCUCGAUGGCAGGGAGCUUUAUGAUCUUCCGAUGGGUGGGCGAGUGCCUUACAAUUCACAGGAAAUGAUGCUGAGAAGGAAGUUAGAAGAGCAAGCUGAGCUGCAGCAAGCUAUUGAACUUCAAGGACGCAGGCUCGUAAAUCUGCAGCUCCCAGACCUGCGAGGUGAUUAUGUCAAUCAUCAUCAACGUAGCCUGUCCAUGGGUGGCAUCUCAUUAUCUACCCAUUCCCCUCUCAGUCAAAAGAUAGCCAAGAGCGAGGAAGAAGAAACUGUUGAGAGCUCUGCUUUGUCUGCUGCUGAUGAUGCUGCCAAUCAAAACUUUCAGCCUGAAGUGAACCACACAUGCAAUAUGGUUGGUAAUGAAGAAAAUAUAAAUAACGAUGCCAGCAACCUGACUAACUGUCAUGGGAGCAAUGCUGAACAUGUUAACCGUGAUGCCGUUGCUUCUCAAUCAAAAUCAUCUUUGGAGAAUGUUUCAGCCUUGUCAAACUCGUCUCCAAGCGAUACUACUUCCCUUUAGCUCCAUUAGUUGGGAAGGCAAAAAGCUAAGAUGUGUAGUAAUAAUGUUAACAUGGCAACAGAGAUUGACUUCGCUGUUAAAAAAUAGAGACGAUAUAUAAGGAGCACAGGUCUAUGUAGGUGUAUAGAGCCCAAAAUCAUACUUGCAGUUGGACGGUAGAUAUGUAGACUAUCUUGGAAAUCCUGCCGGUCGUAAUCAACAUCCUCAAAAUACGACAGUACUAACAGGAAAGGCAUAUUACAUACUUAACGAACAGAUGAAGUAAUUUUAGUAGGGUUUCUCUUUGCUAUUUUGUUGUUUUGGAUGCUGGCUUCCCAUUUGGUAGUUGUGUGCUAGACAGUCAUAUACUAAAAAUGAGAAGAGGAUGUAUCUUGUUAUAAGUCAAUGACAAAUCCUUGUGGUCUUUGGCCAUCAUUUUGUUAGUGAAUCACUUCACUUGGUUCAGGAGUGAAAGAAGUUGUAUCUGUCUACUGAUUGUUCAUGAAGUUCUACAGGUACUAGUCCUGAAUCCCAUGUGUGAUCUUCAGAAGAUGAUGGGUGCAAGCAAAGAUCAUGACUUUAUGACUCUUACUUUACUCCCAAUCUUUUUAAUCAUCACUUUUAAUCGUCUAGUUGUUGGAAUUAGGGUUCUUUAACAUUCACUUUUGUAAUCAUGCAAACAGGUGAAGUUGUGAAAAGUUGGAUGGGAGGGAGGUGAAUCUGAAAUAGGUUCCCUUGUUUUUAAAUGAUCUAUAGGUAUAUGCCUCAGCCUCUUGGAGGGUACUUUUUUGUCUCUAUUUUCAAUGGUUGUUUAUAGGUCCACAUGUGGGGAAGGCAUGCUCUUCAGGCACAUGGGUGCUGACAAAAUGUAUAGUCCAAUGGUAGUACCAAUGGCACACUCAUUUCCCUCUCAGCUCUACAGUAAAAAAAAGUUUUUGGUUUUUACUAUAUCCUCAAUAUGUUAGUAUAUUGUUACCCUGCAGUUAAAAAAUAUCUAUACCAUGCCACUCUUGCAU